AAGAGCAUUGCGGAAGUUUAAUAUUCUUGUCGUAGGGCAACCGAGUUCAGUUGGGUGGGUGUACUUCAGUACAAAGGUUUGAUGUAUUUAGAGGACAUAUAACGUUUUUUUACGCACCGUAUAAAUGAGUGUUUUUCGUGUGCAACAAAAUGCAAUGUGUUUUUGAAGCCUAGUCUGUUUAUUGUAACGAACUAGAGAUAUGCUGAACACUGUUACCGGAAAUGACUGAGCCGCAUCGAGGAGAAGGCGGAAGAAUAUGUGCAAGUAGUCCAUUGAAAGUGUGGCGAGAGGUUGCAGAGGAGUGAAGGGAUGACUGAAUAUAAACUGGUGGUGGUGGGUGCUGGUGGCGUGGGCAAGAGCGCACUCACCAUCCAACUCAUCCAGAACCACUUUGUGGAUGAAUACGACCCAACCAUAGAGGACUCCUACAGGAAGCAGGUGGUGAUCGAUGGAGAGACGUGUCUACUUGACAUCUUGGACACUGCAGGUCAGGAGGAGUACAGCGCUAUGAGAGACCAGUACAUGAGGACGGGAGAGGGCUUCCUCUGCGUCUUUGCCAUCAAUAACACAAAGUCCUUUGAGGACAUUCAUCAAUACAGGGAACAGAUCAAGAGGGUAAAGGACUCGGAUGAUGUGCCCAUGGUGCUUGUGGGUAACAAGUGUGACCUCCCAGCUCGGACGGUGGACACGCGGCAAGCCCAGGAGCUCGCGCGAAGCUACGGGAUCCCAUUCAUCGAGACCUCCGCCAAAACCAGACAGGGCGUAGAGGACGCCUUUUAUACCCUCGUACGAGAGAUCCGGCAGCACAAAAUGAGGAAGCUGAACCCUCCGGACGACAGCGGUCAGGACUGCAUGAGCUGCCGCUGCGUUGUGUCAUGAUGCCAAGCUGACUGGCGCGUGUUGGCAGAAGUUGUCUCCGUACGGCAGACUGGACCCGAGAGGAACGACAUCUUCUGAAAGUGACUGUAAGCCGGCAAGGCCGUCUGUUUAAAGAACAUUUGAAACGGGAUGGCGCCUUGCUUUGACCACCUGGUUCACCUCUCUGGCCGUCCACAUCUGCCUGAUAAACACCACUAAUGACUUACUCAUUUACGCUCUUUAUUUGUUAUUCCGGCGUGCCAAGGCCGGGCAGCUCUGUGGAUUUCUGCUAAAUUAUUGUUCUCGAAGUCUCAACACUGGUCUGAAAUGAACUCUGCACCUCUCAAGACCUCAACAACACACAAACCUUCCUCAGCUCAGAUUGCAAUGACUGGACACUAGUGACCUCAUCCCAUGGCCCCGCCCCCUUCAGUUGCACCUCACGGACAGCAUACCGGUUGGGAGGAGAACGUUGGAAACUACGUAUACGAUAUUAUCUGGCGACAGUCAGAGACAUUUGUUUUGCUUAACAUGCAGGUUGUUUUAACAUAUGUUUGUGAAUAAGGCUUUGUGGAAAUCCAAACAGGAGCAUUAGUUAUGUGUGUUGGUUAAUGUGUAUGUUACGAAAGAACGUUACCAUUAGAAAAUAAAAAAGGCUGAACGAGUUUUCAAUAAUAAAACUGUAGAGUUGUUUGAAGAUUCUUUUUGUUUGUCUAUUGUUAUGUUUUGGCAAAAAUGUUUGUGAGGGAACACCUCAAUAAACAUGCAUAAAACAUUUA
Molecule: messenger RNA, 1637 nt
Organism: Triplophysa dalaica
Lineage: Eukaryota; Metazoa; Chordata; Actinopteri; Cypriniformes; Nemacheilidae
Gene: hrasa
Product: HRas proto-oncogene, GTPase a
Exons: 7
Coding region: 310-879 (189 amino acids)
Biological process (GO): Ras protein signal transduction
Cellular component (GO): plasma membrane
Molecular function (GO): GDP binding; GTPase activity; GTP binding
Source: RefSeq, a predicted model, not a curated record